GCAUUACAAAGUUUGAGAAUCUUUGAGCCAUUCGUUUGAUUCGGUUGUGAGUGAUUUUUCCGGAAAAAUAAAUAUAAGUGCAAAUUGAAAUAUUUGGGCGUGCUAAAAUUACUAGUGAAAACGUUGAAAAUUUUGGAGACCCGGUGAAGACUUAAUUAAGGCAAAUGACUAAAGAAAAAUGAUAUUUAAAUGAUAAUGUAAUAAUGUAAAUUCAUGAAAAAGUAGAAAAAAUUUCAAAACUAAACCAAUUGUAACAACAAUAGUGAAGUGCUGGCAUUUAUAACAAAGUGAAAUUAACUUAAUUGUGCGCACAAUUUUAUAUUUCUUGAGAAAAGCGACAGCGUAGGAUGCACAUCAAGAAAGAACAAACAAAAUUAUUAAAUCAAGACGCAGAUGAAGAAUAUUAACCAAGGAAAAAGAAAACAAUAAACUAUUAGGGAAAGGCGCCGGCUGACGGUUCAUUCGCUUAAGCAGAUAAAAACAGCUGGAUAAACAAAAGUUUGCAGCAAAAACAUUUUUACUAGGUCACAAUUUAUAUAUAUACAUACAAACUCUAGACAAUGCAGUGCUAUUCUGUUAAUUGAAAUACAUUCAUUGUGAAAUCUUAUUUGUAGUGCUCAACAAUUACUAUUAUUUUAAAACAUAUAAUCUUAGUAAAGUUUCAUACGAACUCAUUGUGCAUGCUGGGGAAUUUGUGCUUACAUCUAAAUUUAUUUCUUGAUGACCUACUAAAAUCUAAAAACGAACUAAUACAAAUUCUCGCCGAUUUUACAUUAUUCUCUUUUGAUAAUCUAUAUCUGAUAAAAUUAAUAGCCAAAAUGUCAACUGCGUUUCUUACCGCCAUUGCGGUCAUCAUGUGCAUCCUAUUCCGCAUACUAAACGUAAACAGUCAACCGCUGAAACCGAGCGUUUGGUGUUUGGAUCAACAGUUUCUAGAUUGUAUUUACAAAAUUGCACCAGUGCUGAGGGAACCUUAUGUUCCCACGCGCCUAUGGGGAUUUAGUGGUCACGUACAAACGGUGCUGCAUAGUAUAGUAGGUCGUGUGAAAUGUCCUUGGCCAUUGGGCGAACGUGUAUAUCUAUUGCUGCAAGAUGGCUCUACACUCACUUAUGAUCUCUACCAACCGAUCAAUGAAGCUGAAGAUGAUGUCACUAUUGCAAUAUGCCCCGGUAUCGGUAAUACCUCGGAGAGCGUUUAUAUACGCACAUUUGUACAUUAUUCACAAGUGCAUGGUUACCGUUGUGCGGUACUCAAUCACAUCGGUGCACUAAAUAGUGUACAAGUGACGUCAACGCGUAUCUUCAGCUAUGGCCACACUGACGACUUUUCCGAUAUGAUUGACAAUUUACAUAAGAAAUAUCCAAAUAGUCGCAUAGUAGCUGUUGGAUUCAGUUUGGGUGGCAAUCUUGUAACGAAAUAUAUGGGAGAAUCAGCAAAAUCGAAACCACACACAAUACUUGGUGGCAUAUCAAUUUGCCAGGGUUACAAUGCAGAGGAAGGCACAAAAUGGCUUUUGAAUUGGCAAAAUUUCCGUCGUUUCUAUUUGUAUGUGAUGACAGAGAAUGUCAAGAGCAUUAUACUCAAGCAUCGUCAUGUUUUACUUUCGGAUGAGGUGAAACAACGUCACAAUUUAAAUGAACGCGAAAUAAUCGCUGCCGCUACACUGCCCGAAUUAGAUGAAGCAUAUACACGUCGUGUGCACAAUUUCUCCACCACACAGGAGCUGUACAAGUGGAGUUCAUCAUUGCACUUUUUAAAUAAUAUUGAAAAACCAAUGAUUUUCAUUAAUGCUAAAGACGAUCCACUCGUGCCCGAGGAGCUCUUGCCACCCAUUAAGGAGUUUGCAUUGUCCCGCCCUAAUACCGCAUACAUUGAACUGGCGCACGGUGGCCAUUUGGGUUUCUACGAAGGUGGUCUUAUCUAUCCCAAUCCGGUGACAUGGCUGGAUCGUACAGUCGUCGCUAUGGUUGGUUCCAUAGUAAUGCUACACAUGGAUGCCGCAGUUGGUGUACAAAAAGUUGGUUAUGAAUAAAUUGGAAGCAUUGGUUUACGCACAUACACACACCCACACACACACACACCCAGGCAAGCACAUGCAGCAGCGAGCAAAUUAAGAUUGGGACCUCCUGAAAAGGCAUAAAAUACAAAGGAUACGAAUUAGCUCUAUGAAAUAUUUAAAAGCAAAAAUAAUGCGCAAAUUAUUUGCGUUAAAUUUUUAUAUAAUUUACAAAAAAGAAUUGUAAUGUUUGAAUGUUUUGCCUUUUUCGAUUUGUAUUGUUAGUGGAUACAAAAAAAUAUUUGAAAUCUUCAAGAGAAAAAAAAAAUUGGAAAAUAAUAAAUCAAUAUUAUUUUUUUCUGCAUUUGUUAAAAUGUGUUUGUUAAUAAAGAAUGCGAUUCGAAAAUGCAUUUGAAGUUUAAAAACAUAAAUGUUUACCAGAAGUUCAACUUCACAAAGGGAAUUCCAAUGAUUUUCACUUCACUUAGCUGUAUUUAUAUUACUAUACUGAUGAUUCUGCAUUUCGACGCAGUGUAAUUUAUACUACUCGUACAACAAUGCAUUUUAUGUUUAGACAAUUUUCAAUUUUCUAAGGAAAUGAAGUAUUUCAAAAACUAAAGCUACAAUUUUACAAAACUUCUAUACUAAGCAUUUCACCUGUAUUCGUUAACCUUCGGGCGAAUAUGUAUACUGUAAUUUUUUUUUUUUAAAUAGCGCUGUAUAUAGUUUUUAUAUAAUAUUUUAGAAUUAAUUUUAUAAGAAAACUUAGCAUCUCAGACGAAAAUAGAAACCAAACUGUUAUAUUUAUCUCAUACUACAACACAACAUACAUACAUUUUAAUUCUAAAUUUAAUUUAAAAUAGUUUUGAUUUUUAAUUUCAUUAUAAUUAGUUGUAAUGCAUGGAAAAGAUAUUUUAUUUAUGUAGCUGAAGACAAAAAAAAAGCGCUGAAGACAUACAUAAAUAGAAUUUCUAAAUUACACAAUACUUUUUGUGCUAAAAAAAAAAACAAAAUUUACUUUAAUUUUAUUUUCAUUAAGUAAAUUAACUAAGUAUAUAUAUAGCCAAUUAAAGGCUAAAAACCUUAGAUGAGCUAAACAACAAUAAAAUUAAAAAAAAAAACAGAUUUAUAUUGAAAAGAACUUUUAUAUGAAAAUCGCACAUGAAAUUUGUACUUAAAGUUCUUUUACACUUUGAUAUAAAGAUUGUGAUGUAUAAUUUAUAAAUGCAAAUAAUUUUUCUUUUAACAUUAAUGUAUAUGUAUAGUUUAUAAAGGCAAAAAUAAUUGCUUUCAACUGAUUAGCUAUAAGUUUGCACUAACACCCUUGAUGUGAUUAAAUAAUUUUUUUUUGUACAGACAAUGCUGUGUAAUAAGCUUCUAGGCAUUUAAUAAUGUUUUUAAUAGAAUUUUUCACUUAAUAUUUCAAAACAAAAAAUUUUUGUUAAUUUAAUUAUUAAAUUCUAAGUUCUUUUCAUAAUACAAUUUCAAAUUCUGCUGUAAAAUCAUAAUCAGAUCUGGUUUCCAACGCUUUUAAGAACUACAUAAACUAAAUUGUGCAGAAACUCGGCACACUUAAUUAAGUAAAUAAAAAAUUAAAUAAAGAAAACAACAACAAUAAACGUAACAAAGUCUUUUGUAAA
Molecule: messenger RNA, 3637 nt
Organism: Ceratitis capitata (Mediterranean fruit fly)
Lineage: Eukaryota; Metazoa; Arthropoda; Insecta; Diptera; Tephritidae
Gene: Hydr2
Product: abhydrolase domain-containing protein 2
Exons: 7
Coding region: 681-2033 (450 amino acids)
Biological process (GO): medium-chain fatty acid biosynthetic process; medium-chain fatty acid catabolic process; steroid hormone receptor signaling pathway
Cellular component (GO): sperm plasma membrane; sperm flagellum
Molecular function (GO): acetylesterase activity; monoacylglycerol lipase activity
Source: RefSeq, a predicted model, not a curated record